ACCUAAUGUUUUGUAAUGUUCGUUUUGCCUUUUUCUUUGCGUCACUUCCGGUUCCCACUCCUUUCUGCCUCCAUCGCCUGUUGCGUGAGCCGCGUGUUUACACACUCCCAGAUGAAGGAGUCGAUAAUGAACCAGGAGAAGCUUGCCAAACUGCAGGCGCAGGUCCGCAUUGGUGGCAAGGGGUCAGCCCGAAGGAAGAAGAAGGUGGUGCACAGAACAGCUUCAGCUGAUGAUAAGAAGCUGCAGUUUUCGCUGAAGAAACUAGGCGUCAACAACAUCUCUGGUAUCGAGGAGGUGAACAUGUUCACAAACCAGGGGACAGUGAUCCACUUCAAUAACCCAAAGGUUCAGGCCUCCUUGGCUGCCAAUACGUUCACGAUCACAGGACACGCUGAGAAUAAACAGCUAACAGAGAUGCUUCCAGGAAUCCUCAACCAGAUGGGAGCUGACAGUCUUACUAGCCUCAGGAGACUAGCAGAAACCCUGCCCAAACCAGUUGGAGAGAACAAAGCCCCAAUGGUUGCUGUAGAAGAGGAAGAUGAUGAGGUUCCUGAUCUCGUGGAAAACUUCGAUGAGGCUUCAAAGAACGAGGCCAAUUAACCAACAUCAGAAUAUCACAAUGUUCAUGUCAUCUUUUAUUUGUGGCUACAAAUAUAACCUGAUUUUAAAUGUAACACUUGGAAGAAGAAAAUUUACUUUUUACAGAACAUGUUAUUAUACAGUUAAAGCUAACUAAACUUUGUAGAAAGUGCACAACUUCUCUUUCUCGUGCUGCCUUCCCUACAUUGCAGUUACCCACGCAGCAAAAAUGUAUUGGUGGAAUUAAUUGUGUAAUAAAGAUUCAAUUUCUUUCA
This is a messenger RNA of Girardinichthys multiradiatus, 854 nucleotides long. RefSeq names its product transcription factor BTF3 homolog 4-like. NCBI's taxonomy places the organism in Eukaryota, Metazoa, Chordata, Actinopteri, Cyprinodontiformes, Goodeidae. Gene Ontology annotation, cellular component: nascent polypeptide-associated complex; cytosol. The record is from RefSeq and is a predicted model, not a curated record. The transcript is spliced from 6 exons. Bases 16 to 600 code for a protein of 194 amino acids.